AUAAGCAUCAUGUCUGUGAAAGGGGACUUCACAAUCCAUUCCACAGAAGUCAAUAGUACAGGCAGUAAUCAAAGUAGCACAUGCAUGAUAAAACCUGAAGAAAGCCAUGAAACCAUCUUGCCUUGGCUCUAUCUGGCUUUGGCUGUCCUGGGCCUUCCAACCAAUGGAAUAGUCUUGGUGGAUCUUUGGAGAUCAGAGAGGACACCCACUAUCAUCUUCACUUUGAACAUAAUCAUGUCAGACCUGCUGAUGUGCUGCAGUUUUUUCUUCCGAAUAGCCUACUACAAAGAAAACACCAACUGGCAAUCUGGAACCCCAGCCUGCAAUGCAGCAGAGCUGAUCAUUUUCUCUUGCUACUACAUAAACCUCUAUUGCAACAUGUGUUUCCUUUUGUGGACCAGCAUUAAUCGCUAUACCACAGUGGUAAAACCAGGCUACGCCUUAUUUCAGAUCUUUAAACAUACACGGUCUUGUUGGAUCCUCUGCUUUUCUACCUGGUUGGUUGUCUUCACCGUUGUGUGCGCUAGCAUGGGGGUCAAACUGAGCCUACAAAUUAAAGGGACCUGCUUUGACCAAGUUGUCAAUAGUUACAUUCGCUAUAAAGAUCAGUUCAAUACUAUCCACUGCUUAGGUGUGUCAGCAUUCUUCUUCAUUUUGUGCUUGAUGCUGGUUAGCUAUAGCCUGCUGGUCUUCCAUCUGCAGAAGGUAAGGGGAGGAAGUCUAGUCGGCGCUGGAUUUGGGCCAGGAGGAGGUCUGAAGGUUCGCAGGAAGAUCCUGGCCUCAGUCAUAAUGUUUGUACUCUGCUUCCUACCCUACCACGUGCAAAGGAUCAUCUUAUUAACAUCAGAGCAUGAAAACUGUCAGGCAGAGUUCAGGAUUAAAAUGUGCACCAUCUUCAUUGCAGCUCUCAGCUGUUGCCUGCAUCCCGUCCUCCAGCUGGUGUUUCGUUUGCGCUGCUGUCGGGCCAAUCGCAACCACAGAGUCAAACCCAAACCUGAGAUCUCCAAGACCCUGGACACACCUCACAUACAUACUAUAAAUGUGACAGAACACGCUGAGGAAUCAAAGAAAAAUGAAACUGAAUUAAGCCACCAACAACCAACAUCAUAGUUUUGGGAAAUUAGAAAAAAAUGUGUCACAACAUUGCAUUUCCUGUGUGAUGAAUGCAGCAAGCUGUGAAACAUGCUAACCUCAGAGAACUGUGUUUUGCUGCAGUUAUUACUGUUUGGCAGAAGCAAAACUUAUGGCCAGUUUACAUGGUACACACAGAAAAAAAGGGGUUUAAAAGUGUACCUUUUGGGGUACAAAGCUUGUCCCUGGAGCAGUACCCUUACAAGAAUAUAUUUGUACCUUUU
Molecule: messenger RNA, 1355 nt
Organism: Sinocyclocheilus grahami
Lineage: Eukaryota; Metazoa; Chordata; Actinopteri; Cypriniformes; Cyprinidae
Gene: gpr82
Product: G protein-coupled receptor 82
Exons: 2
Coding region: 10-1110 (366 amino acids)
Biological process (GO): G protein-coupled receptor signaling pathway
Cellular component (GO): plasma membrane
Molecular function (GO): G protein-coupled receptor activity
Source: RefSeq, a predicted model, not a curated record